AUGACACUCGCAAGCAACUGGACCCGCCUCGCCCGCUUCGUGGGACGCAACGGGGCAAUCCGCCUCGGACAGCCAGUUGAUCCUAAGGUUGAUGUCGGUCUCGCUGUCGCCGCUGGGGAGCCUGUGGAAGUGUUCGUCGUGGAGGGCGAUAUCUACACCGGGAUGGUGACUGCUGAACGCGAUGUCAUUCAGCAGCUUCUGUCCCCCAUCUCGCGGGACGAGUGCAACCUCAUCCGUUGCCUUGGCCUCAAUUUCAAGAAACACGCCGAGGAGGCCAAGAUGCCGUUCCCGAAUGAGCCGGUCAUGUUUGUCAAGCCUCGCACGGCUCUGGCUGGGCCUGGAGAGCUCGUUGUGUCUAGGGCAGCGCAGGAUGACCAGCUCGACUUUGAGACCGAGCUCGCCCUGGUCAUUGGGCGCGAUGCCCGCGACGUCUCAGAGGCCGAUGCGAUGGACUAUGUACUUGGGGCGACUUGCGCCAACGACGUAUCUGUGCGCAAGCACCAGCUUGCCAACUCGCAGUGGUGCUUUGGUAAGGGUUUCGACGGCAGUUGCCCACUCGGACCUGUCCUGGUGCGUGCAAGUGCCCUUGACCCCGAUGCGCUCGAAUUCCGCGGCGAGCUCUCUGGCGAGACCGUGCAAGCUUCCAACACCAACGACAUGAUCUUCAGCUGCGCGCGUGCAGUCGCGCACCUCAGCCAGGGGACCACGCUCGAACGCGGCUCUGUCAUCCUCAUGGGCACGCCAAGCGGGAUCGGAUGGGCACGCGAGCCCCGGCGCAUCAUCCGCGAUGGCGAGGAGAUGCGCAUCUGGUUUGAGGAUGUUGGAACCCUUGUCAACACUUUCAAGUAUGAGUAG
Molecule: messenger RNA, 855 nt
Organism: Cutaneotrichosporon cavernicola
Lineage: Eukaryota; Fungi; Basidiomycota; Tremellomycetes; Trichosporonales; Trichosporonaceae
Exons: 3
Coding region: 1-855 (284 amino acids)
Molecular function (GO): acetylpyruvate hydrolase activity
Source: RefSeq, a predicted model, not a curated record